Messenger RNA from Protomyces lactucae-debilis, 2562 nucleotides. RefSeq lists its product as uncharacterized. The record is from RefSeq and is a predicted model, not a curated record. The transcript has a single exon. Lineage: Eukaryota; Fungi; Ascomycota; Taphrinomycetes; Taphrinales; Protomycetaceae. The coding region runs from base 1 to 2562 and encodes 853 amino acids.
AUGUUCUUCAAGUCGGUGCUCGCUAGCAGCAUGCUGGCCUUGUCCGCUCUUGCACAGAACUCGACAAUCACCGGUGCAGCCAACACCACAGCAACAGGUGGCAUCGCCCCCAUUGGGCAGCCACCAGUGACAAGCACCUUGACCACCACUGUCAUCAAUGGUGUCACAGUCACUGCCCCUGCAUCGCCCGUUCAGACAGUCUUCUUGAACGGCAUCACUGUCAAUAUUCAAAUCAUCGCUGGUGUCACUUUUGUCAACGGCGUUGCUCAGGUUGCUGUCAACCCCAAUGCAGGCGCCAACCCACUCGCCGUGACAACCAUCUACAGGACCGUCACUGGCACAACCACAGUUUUCAACAACGUCUGUGCUUGCCCCGCUGGAACACCCGUUUUUGGUGGUGCCGGCUCUGGUGCUGCUCCUGGUAGCGGCUCACCUGGUGCUGGUGUUGUUGCGCCUGGUUCCGGCGCUGGUGUUGCGCCUGGUUCUGGUGCCGCUCCUGGUUCUGGUGCCGCUCCUGGCUCUGGCUCUGGCAUUGCACCUGGCUCUGUGUCACCUGUUCCUGGUGCAGGCCUUAUCCCGGCUGGUGCAAACAACAUUGUUGUUGUUGCCCCUGGCGUGUACUCUUUCACAGUCACUGUUGUGGUGGUCAUCCCAGCGUCAGUCUUCACGACUGUUGUUGCAGGUGUUACCCGCACAGUCACUGUAGAGGUGCCUCGCACUGUGACUAGCACGGUCACCUCCACCACAACAGCUCCUGCUGCUACUGGCGGUAACGGCAUUGCUCCUGUGCCUGGAUCACCCAGCCAGUCCGGUGUCUUCAGCAACGGUACCGUUUCAACCCUCCCUAUCUCUGUUGGCGUAUCAUCUACCCUGCCGGUCCCUGUUUCCUCAACUCUGCCUAGCGGUGUCUUGCCCUCUGUUGGCCCUACGAUCACGCCCAUUUCUGGAGCCACAGUCGCCUCUGUGUCGACUCUGCCCUCCUCAGCUGGUGUCCCCGCUGUGACGCUUGUUCAACUCACUGCUGCUGGCACACCUAUCGUCUGCGUCGGCAACCAGCUGCAGAAGAAUGCCAACGCAGUCAGUGCCAGUGUCAUCACCAUUGACAGCGCAGGCAUCCUGACCUGCGGUGGUCAACAGGCUUACUUGGUCCAACAGCCGAACACCUCUCCAGCCGUUUACAAUGUGAUCCUUUCCAUUGGUGUACCACAGGGUGGUCAAGUUGGUUACUUCAGUAUUGUGAAUUCGAAUGGAAAUCCUACUCUCGUCGCUCAGACGUCCCCCUUCAUGCGUAAGCGGCAGGCGAACUUCCUGAACUUGGGUGUCGACGCCAACGGAUAUGUCAUCGCAGGUAUUCAAGUCCAACCUGCCCUUGACGCUCCUACUUUGCUGACUGCGGCGCCAACAACUGCAGUAGUCUCUACUGUAGCACCUGUCGCCACAUCCGAUGCGGCUGCUCCUACUACUGCUGCUGUGGUGCCAACCACGGACGCCGUUGUUCCUACAACUGAUGCUGUGGCACCUACCACAGAUGCCGUCGUUCCUACUACUGCUGUUAUUGUGCCAACAACUGACGCUGUUGUCCCUACAACUGCUGCUGUUGUACCCACGACUGAUGCUGUGGCACCUACCACUGAUGCCGUUGUUCCUACUACUGAUGCUGUGGCACCUACAACUGACGCUGUUGUCCCUACAACUGCUGCUGUUGUACCCACGACUGACGCUGUGGUUCCUACAACUGAUGCUGUCGUUUCUACAACUGCUGUUGUUGUACCCACGACGGACGCUGCCGUUCCUACAACUGAUGCUGUCGUUUCUACAACUGCUGUUGUACCCACGACUGACGCUGCCGUUCCUACCACUGCUGCUGUGGUGCCUACUACUGAGGCCGUUGUACCCACCACUGAUGCUGUCCUUUCCACAACUUCUGCCGUUGUGCCGACGACCGACGCUGCCGUCCCUACCACUACCGUCGUUGUGCCGACGACUGACGCUGUUGUUUCUACGACCGAUGCAGCUGUCUCAACAACUGCCGCCGCGACAACGACUUCGGAACCUGCUACAUCAACAACUGCUGAGUCGUUUGCUCAAUGCGCCACCACAUCUCCUCGUCCGUUCAAUAUCUUUGCCACGGACGCAAAUGGCUUCGAUAUUGAUGCUUACGUCGUGGCUAGCCCGGGCUUUUAUCUGCAGACUCGAGUUCAAGAUGGUACAACCACAGAUGACCCAUCGUUCCGCUUCAAUCCCUGCGCAGGUCAGAUCGCAGACGAUAACAGCUUGGCACUCGGCUACAACACAAACGAUGCUAACACCGCCGACGGUUCCCGCAUUGCAGACAACAACUAUUGGUUCCCAGAAGAGCAGCCCUUCGUUAAGUACGCAAUCACCCAGUCGGGUGAUAACUUCAAUUUCGGUGCCGAUGUCAAGCUUUACUACAGCGCGGAUGGCAUAUACCGAGUCUUCGCCAACUCCGUCACUGUCGACGAGACCUUGUAUACACCUCUCACCACGUUCUUAUUCCGGGAUCCCGUUAAUAACCCGCGAACUUGCUCGUACUGCACAUGA